UCAGCGAAGAAACAACAUCGUCGGGCAUCCUUGGAGGCUAGCCACAAGCCCCCCCCCCAAGCCUCCCGAUCCAUGUCCCUUCUACCUGCAUUUUGCCGUUUCCUGACAUCCCCGAUUGCUGUCCGCCCUCUGAUUCGACCCUGGCGCCCUCAACAAGGUUAACAAGGUCCAUUUGCCUGACAGCACGCAGGCACAUGCCUCCCUGACUCUGUCUUGCCGGCAGACGCUCCUCGAUUGAACCGAGACGCACAGGGCACUAUCGGUCCUGCACCUCAGCAUCUGCGCAGAUAACGACCUUGAGUCGCUCCUCCAUCCAAAAUACCCAUCCACCCAGCUGAUAAACUUCUCCUGACCAUCAGAGUUGGUUAUUGCGUGCCAGUCUCUCAGGCUCUCUCUCUCGAUUUUUCCUCCUUUCCUCCCUCCUCUUCUUCCUUUCUGAUUCCUCGUCGCUGAUCCCGGUACAAUGAGCACAUAUCUGUGGUACACGUUCAGCUGGAGUUCUUUGAGAAAGAGCUUUGCGCCUUGGUAACAUCCACCAUCCCCCAAAACAGCUGCACUCAACGGUGCACUCCCACCUCAAGUUUGCGUAUCAAGAUAUCAUACAGCUGGUGAUAUCGCCCUCUUCGGAGGGGGAGGGGCGCUGGGCCCUUUACAAAAGCCUCUGGACCUUGCCGCCAUCUUCGUAUGCAUUGCAUAGAUCACGUUUCUUCUUUCCCGAGUCGUUGAUCGAACCCGGGCGCCGGCGUCUCUGGCCUCGAUGUUUGGCUCGAACGCGUUGCCGUUACCCCCACCCUUUGCCCACGAACAUCGACCUCUCCGGUUGAGCGCUGAAAGCGCCCGUCCCCUCCCAACCGGAGAAUGUCGAUAUCUCCUGUUGCAUCCUGCGGCACAGAAUCAACAAUGUUCCUGCCAAUCCUUCCACCUGAAUCGGAGCGCGCCUGGGAACAUCUGUGAAUGCGGCCAUCAAGCCUGCUAUCACGUCCACCAGGAAAAGCAUAACCAUAAUGAAAAACAUACGGAUACACUCAAUGCUGUUCUUGAUAAGAUAAACAUCGUCUUUGAUAAGGUCAAGCGUUUGGAGGAAACCAUUCAGAAUGAACGCAGCAAUCGGGAGUCUGCUUUACAGAGAGAAAGACAGAUGUGGGAAAGAGAGGUUCGCAUCUUGCGCGAGGCGUUAGCACCCUUUUAUCAAAGCGAGAAAGAAAUGCGUCGACGCAUCGUCGACAUCGAAGAUAGAGUUGAAGGCAACUAUGACGAGCACGUUCGCCUCAGAGAUCGCGUUGUCGCCGUCGACGAUGCCACCAUGUCAAUGGAGAAGAGAGUGGAGGAACUCGAAGAUUUCCGCUUCAAGAGACGACGCGUGGGUCGCAAUCCCACUCAAGACCAACCUUCGCAGAAUGGCUAUGUCUCGUCCGAUCCCGACAACUUCAGACGAGUUUCUUCGAGCGUCGACGGAGGUUCGGUGCGGACGCCUUCAUCAAGGGCAUUGUCGCCCAAUGGGACCGCACCUCCUCCCGCGCCGGAGCCGGAAGAACCUCGUUCAAGCGGAAUCCUCAACCUUGUUGCUGAAAUGCCCCGUCCUGGACCUUUCGUCAACCUGCCACAACGCCUCUCCCCGCCACAGGAGGAGCCAAGAUCAAGCGGCUUCUUGACAUUGGACCUAGGAGAGCGACUCAAGGAGAAGUCUGCCUCUGAGCAGCUAGCACAAAUCUCCAUCCACCAGGCUGCUCGAAUUACUCCGCCACAGGAUCGACCAAGUCCAUCCAGCUCUGCAAGGUCCAUCCAGGACGUCACUUCCAAGGCUAUUCGAACCCCUCCCGAAUUCCUCAACACCAAAAUGCCAGUCAUAGAUGUGAUGGUGCUCCCUGGCAACGUAUCCCCAAGAAAGAGAAAGCAUCAUGUCGACCACAUCGCGCUCGAUGUGCUGGCCGAUGUCACCGUCGCCAGUCCACUCAUUCACGGAUGACCAUUUUCCAAUUCUAGCUACCUCACUUAUUUUCGUCCUUCCACCAUUAUGAUGUGGUAGCCAUGGCUUGUUUUGACCUCGGCAUCUGUGGUGAUGAUUAGCGAGGGAUACCAAAAGGGAUUAAACGGUCAUUGUUGAUUUGGUCGCGACAUUGGCACUACAGCUUUUAUCGCACACGCCGACUCUUUUUCUUCUCACGAUAGUCGAAAUAGCUUAGGAACGCUCAUUCUGUGGCUCAGUUCCUAUGUUGUACAGGUAGAUACCAGACAGUAACAACACGGUCCCCGUCACCAUUCUCUGUAAACGAGAUAAGGAAUCAGACUCACAUUUGGGAUUUGCUGUUGUGGACGGUUCUAAUUCG
Molecule: messenger RNA, 2327 nt
Organism: Cladophialophora immunda
Lineage: Eukaryota; Fungi; Ascomycota; Eurotiomycetes; Chaetothyriales; Herpotrichiellaceae
Exons: 2
Coding region: 758-1966 (402 amino acids)
Source: RefSeq, a predicted model, not a curated record